GUGCAUAUGUGGUUUUAUGCAUAUGGUAUUGGAUUUGAAUCCCCUAACAGUAUACUGUCUAUGAAAUGUCCCUUGCCCACCAAGUAAUCCAGCUCAUUGGCCUCAUCAUCCAUCAUUGAUUGAUCAAGCCAUGGAGCUCUGAAGGGUGGCAAAGAUCCAUACUUAUUGCUUUCCCCCACGUUAUCUUCUUUGAUCAGCAGAACCCUUUAGUAUAUGAAUUGGUUAAUGUGGAUGAGACGUGAGGAAGACAAAAGGAACCUCAUCAGAAGGAGGAGUUCAUCAUUAAUUAAUGAUGAUUAUGGAUUGCAGAUCCAAUAUUUUAUAUCGUAUAUCACAUGAGGAGGUUUAGCUUAUUGUUUUGAGUUAGUUGCAUGGUUAUCUAACCCAAUAACAUAAGCAUUCAUGACAUUGUCAUUCAUGUGGCUUCCUCUCUGCAACCGUGGGGGUGGAUUAGUUAAUUGUCAAUUAGGCGUAUGAGUUGGCUAGCCAGUAGGCAAGAGACAUUGCUGCAUAAACAUUGCUGACAUAGUUUUUUAGAUCCAAAUCUCAACGUUAUUGAUGCUUAUCUAUCACUGACUUUUCUUAAAUCAUGUCAAACAACCCACUCGUGGAGCCAUUAAACUAUCUUGGCAUAUGAGCUGGGCAAGCCAGAAGGCGACAGACAGUGCACAAACAGUGCUGUUAUAGUUGUUUAGAUCCAGAUCAUCUCUUCAAAAUUUCCCAAGUCAAUGAAGAUGAAGAUUCCUUCUGUCUCUCUUCCAUCUCCCACCAUAUAUAGUCCAUGCCAUACCGAGGUUUUUCCAUCACAAUUUUCUGCUCCAACUCAACACCAAAGUUCUCAACUUUCAAUAUACCAUAAACCAUCCAUUUUUCUAUCAAUGGCAGUCACAUCUCUCCACGUUCGAUCCAACAGCUUGCCAUCGAGGCCACACCCUCUAGUUUCAGAAGUUGAAGACAACAUCAGCAGAUUGAGAAGCUCACAAUCUGCCUCUUCAUCUUCGUCUUCGGUAUCCAACAAGCUGAAUAGCCUGCAGGACUUACAAGAUUGUGUUGAGAAGCUGUUGGCCCUGCCACUUAACCAACAAACUUUGGUCCAGGACGAGAAGUUCCUGAACCAGAUGUUGGAUGGAUCCCUGAGGCUUCUGGACUUCUGCAACACUACCAAGGAUGCCUUGUCUCUGAUGAAGGAAUCUGUAUUUGAACUUCAAUCAGUUCUUCGGAGAAGGGUACAAGGCGGUCUACAUCUUAAUGAUGUGAAGCAAUACAUAACCUGCAGGAAGACCGUCAAGAAGGCCAUCCAGAAAGCCAUGAAGAAUCUGAAGGCAGUUGAGUGUAGCAGCAAUGAGAGUCCUGAGAUCGUUGCGGUGUUGAGAGAUGUUGAAGCCAUUACUCGCGAUGUGUUUGAGUCGUUGGUCUCAUUCAUCUCUCAACAAAGAAGGCCAAGUGGAUGGUCAUUGGUUUCCAAACUGAUGUAUCGAAGUACGGUGACCAGUGAGCAAGAAGAAGAGAAGAAAACAAAUGAAUUCGCUUUGGUGGAUGCAUCACUGGAAGCUAUCUUGGGAAGCAAGACAAACAAGUAUGAGAAAGUUCAGAGCGAACUGAAGGAUCUGGAGAUGUGCAUUGAAGAUCUUGAAGAAGGAACUGAGUGCCUCUAUAGAAGGAUGAUCAAAACUAGAGUCACCCUUCUUAACAUCUUCAUCUAGAUUAAUAGAACAUGUAAAAAGUAUACUCUUGUAUAUGUACAAUCUUCUUGGGAGACUUCUUUAUGGAACAAAGAUUCAGAAUGAAUAGAUUAUACUGAACAACUUUGCCAAGUACAUUCUGUGUGCUGUUUACUUUCUUUCACUUUCAUCUCAGUUUCGACAAGGAGAAACCCCGGUUGAGCCUAAUUAACCCUGAAAUGCAAGAAUUACAACUACCCAGAUGAAAAAGUUUCGAACUUUGUUGCUGUUGUGACUCUAUUACUGGUAAACUCGAGAUUGUCAACGUUCAUGAAAGGUGAGCUGUCAGGAUUCCAAGGCAUUGGUAGCUGAGCUGGUGUGUCCCUUGGUUAGGGACUCGAUGGAAUCUUUUGCACGCUUAGCUUGCUGAUGCAUAGUUUUAUUCAAAUGGCACUAUGAAAUUACAAAGCUAUUAGCUAAGAAUGUGGAUCUUGCCUGUCUGUAGAGAAGCAGCCAUGUCAGAAACCUUGGGUUAUCAUCAUGUGGUGAUUCACAGUUAGAUUAGAAGAACCAUAUAGAUAGAUCUAAAGUCAUUUGAUCAAAUGACCUCCUGGGAAACAUUAACAAACUCAUCUAUUACUUUCUAUCCCAAAACUGAUCUCACCAAAUUGCAAUGGUGGGAAAGAAUGUGACCACUUAUAAGCCAUGCUGCUGCAAACUGAUGGGACCUGAGGCAAGUAAAUAGAAAGAACAGGCUAACAUAUUCCCAGUAAUAUCAAUGGCUUUGAUUGGAUUGGAAAAUAGACUUAGUAAAGGUGGUAGGUAAGAUUAUAAAAGAUCCUAAUCAUCAAAACCCAUCUCUGCAUCAUCCAUAGUUUGAUCUUUUCAUAUCCUUCCAAACACAGCCCACUCGUGUAACAGGAUUAAACUAAGUUGGAAAAUGAGUUGGAGAGCUGGGUUGGCAGGAGACACUGCAUUAAAUACAGCUGAGAAGAUAUACAGUUGGUUAGAUCCAAGUCCACUCGUGCAAUUGAGGUCAUGAAAGACUAGACUAAACCUGUGGGAAUGAGCUGGAGAUAAUAGUAGGCAAGGCAAAAUUGCAUGAAUAUUGCCCGAGAGAUAUGGUUGUUUUAAUCAACUAGAUCCUUUUCAUUUGGACUUCUCAUUAAUAUUCAUCCUUGGCUCCUCCAUUCCUUUAAAGAAUUUGUAAAUAUUAUUUUGGCACCAAACUUGGAAUAAAAUCCUUUUGUUAACUUUGUACUCAUCUUGAACCAAUUUAUCGGGACAACUCGAACUAUUGUGAGGGGUCCAAGCAUGGAUCUUAUGUCAUAUUCACUUGAGCAUUCCCUCAACACAGAAAGAAAUCUUUUGCGCUGAUAGGUUGUCGUACUAUGUGCUAAAAUCAACAGAGUUUUGAUGUGACUCUUUUCAUAAAUACUUUGAUCCUAUGUGAAAUAUCAAUUCCCAUCGAUGACGAGAGUUGUUGGGAAAGAGACAAGUGUGUAUAAGAAUAGAACCAGAUUGUGUUG
Molecule: messenger RNA, 3190 nt
Organism: Linum trigynum
Lineage: Eukaryota; Viridiplantae; Streptophyta; Magnoliopsida; Malpighiales; Linaceae
Source: the annotation of a GenBank genome assembly